UAAUUCAAAGGGCAAUAAAAAAAAACGAAAUUCGAAAAAAUAAAGCAAAGAAGUGAAGUAAAUAAAAAUAUUCUUUAUGUCAUUUUGAAAGUUAAAUUACAUAAUCGAAUAUCAGUCAACUGUUACAAAAAUGAGCCGGCAACAGCAAAGCCCAUCGAAAUAUAGCAAACUGAAAGUCAAGAAAUGCACGGAAAACGAUUCGUUAAGAGAACUUUUUAUCAAUAAAUAUUUACAAGAUCAGCCUGCUGAAGAUGAAACUACACAAGUCGUAGAAGAAGAUGUUAAAGAAUUGGUUAUAACCUUAACUAUACAAGUUGUGGACAUGCAUAUAAAAUUUGAGAGAGAAAUUAAAACAAUAGAAAGAAAAAUAGGCCGAGCGUGGAGAGCACCAGAAACGGCAACUUGUGCCAUUGAAGCCCUAGCAAAAAAAAUAAUCACCAAGAAAACUAAUUACGCGUCAAUCUUAACCAGCAUGCACAUUUUAAGAAAAAAAUAUAGAGACAAGUAUUUGGAACCGAUACCCGAAAAAGAUGAAAAAAUCCAAGAAUUGUCAGCAAUAUUUCAAGUGAUGAAAGACACGAUGGCGCUCCAGAAAACACUGGAUUCGUGCAUAAAGGAUUUCAACGAGAUGGAACGGAAAAUGUGUUGGUUGAACAAAAUUCUCAACAUGGAUAAAACGGAGGUGUUAUUAGGCAGAAAUAUCGACGAUUUCGAUUAUUAUGAAAUAUGCGGAGAAAAAAAAUCUACUAUUCCGACAAAAGAGGAUGAAUUAAAACCUGAAUCAGAAAGAUCGACAAUUUCUUUAAAAUCAAAAGAAACAAUUGAAAUCGAAGAAUACGAAGAAAUAUGCGAAGAAAUAAGUGAACAAAUAAGCUCAGAGGAAGAAAUUUCUGACAUCCCAAAAACCACAGAAGAAGUUUAUUACUUGAAGGAGAUUUUCGGCAAGCCCCUAACCAUGGCUUUAACGGAAAUCAUGAUCAGGCAACCGAGAGAUCCCGUUCAGUAUUUAGCACACUGGCUGAUGAAAUACCGCUACAACAGGUUCUGCAGCGGAAUUGUAGAUGAAAACCAGGUCGAUCUAAUAAUGUUAGAAAGAGAAGCAGAUAUGAGAGCUAAAUUGCUCCGUCUAUUAGAAGAUGAAGCCCGCACAGCCAUAUACGCAGCAAUAGAGAAGGCCGAAGAAAUUGGUAGUGAAAACGUGAGACAACGUCUUGCUCAACAACUAGAGAUGGAAAGGACCGACGAAGCUCAACGAGCCCUUCUUAAAGAGCUGAUGAGAAUUCAAGGAGAACAAAUGAACCUGGAACAAUAG
This is a messenger RNA of Agrilus planipennis (emerald ash borer), 1312 nucleotides long. RefSeq lists its product as uncharacterized. The record is from RefSeq and is a predicted model, not a curated record. Bases 131 to 1312 code for a protein of 393 amino acids. Lineage: Eukaryota; Metazoa; Arthropoda; Insecta; Coleoptera; Buprestidae. The transcript is spliced from 6 exons. Gene Ontology annotation, cellular component: Set1C/COMPASS complex.